CCGGGCUCUUCCUCCCCGGCGGCCCGAUCUCUUGGUGGCGGCGACUGAGCCGGGAGUGAGCGCGCUGGGCGCGGCCGUUCCGUGUCGCCCGGCGGAGCUCAAGAGCCCCGAGGUCAUGGUCUGUGCUGUGGCGCGGGGCGCCUGAGCCCCGGGACUCGAGCUCCGGAGGCGGCUGGCGCGGGCGCUCCCCAGAGGCCGACGGAAGGUGAGCGCUGUGGGCUAUGGGAUGGAUGAGGUGGAGCAGGACCAGCAUGAAGCCCGACUCAAGGAGCUGUUUGACAGUUUCGACACCCUGGGAACUGGGUCUCUGGGUCAAGAGGAGCUCGCUGACCUCUGCCAUGUCCUGAGCUUGGAGGAUGUGGCUCCAGUGCUGCAACAGACACUGCUUCAGGACAACCUCUUGGGCAGGGUACAUUUUGACCAAUUUAAAGAAGCACUAAUACUUAUCUUGUCUAGAACUCUAUCCAGUGAGGAGCACUUUCAGGAGUCAGAGGCUCAGCCCAAAUAUGUGAGAGGUGGAAAGCGCUACGGACGAAGAUCUCUACCCGAGUUUCAAGAAUCCGUGGAAGAGUUUGCACAGGUGACAGUGCUUGAGCCACUAGAUGAAGAAGCAAAGCCAUCACACAUCCCAGAUGGUGACUGCAGUGAGCACUGGAAGACACAGCGCAGUGAGGAGUAUGAGGCAGAAGGUCAGCUAAGGUUUUGGAACCCAGAUGACCUGAAUGCUUCACAUAGUGGGUCUUGCCCUCCCCAAGACUGGAUAGAAGAGAAACUGCAAGAGGUUUGUGAAGACCUGGGGAUCACUCGAGAUGGUCACCUAAACCGGAAGAAGCUGGUUUCCAUCUGCGAACAGUACGGAUUACAGAAUGUGGAUGGAGCGAUGUUGGAGGAGGUCUUUCUCGGUCUUGAUCCUGACGGUACAAUGAGUGUAGAAGACUUUUUCUAUGGUCUGUUUAAAACCGGGAAAUCCCUCACACCAUCAGCGUCUACUCCAUACAGACAACUAAAGCGGCAUCUCUCUAUGCAGUCUUUCGAUGAGAGUGGACGGCGGACCACAACCUCAUCAGCCAUGACAAGCACCAUUGGCUUCCGGGUUUUCUCCUGCUUGGAUGAUGGGAUGGGCCAGGCAUCUGUGGAGAGGAUCCUGGACACCUGGCAGGAAGAAGGCAUUGAAAACAGCCAGGAGAUCCUGAAGGCCUUGGAUUUCAGCCUGGAUGGAAAUGUCAACCUGACUGAGCUAACGCUGGCUCUUGAAAAUGAACUUUUGGUUACCAAGAACGGCAUCCACCAGGCAGCUCUGGCCAGCUUCAAGGCUGAGAUCCGGCAUUUGUUGGAACGGGUUGACCAAGUGGUCAGAGAGAAGGAGAAGCUGCGGUCGGACCUGGACAAGGCAGAGAAGCUGAAGUCUCUGAUGGCCUCUGAGGUCGACGAUCACCACGCAGCCAUUGAGCGGAGGAAUGAGUGCAACCUCAGGAAAUUGGAUGAGGAAUACAAGGAGCGCAUAGCAGCCUUAAAGAAUGAACUCCGCCAAGAGAGGGAGCAGAUCCUGCAGCAAGUGGGCAGGCAGCGGGUGGAGCUGGAGCGGGAAAUUGAAAAGGCCAAAACAGAAGAGAACUACACCCGGGACCGCCUUGCCCUCUCCCUGAAGGAAAACACUCGCCUGGAAAAUGAGCUUCUGGAAAACGCAGAGAAGUUGGCAGAGUACAAGGCCCUGACCAAUAAACUUCAGCGGAAUCUGGAAAAUGUGUUAGCAGAAAAGUUUGGUGACCUCGACCCCAGCAGUGCUGAAUUCUUUCUUCAAGAAGAGAGGUUGGCCCAGAUGAGAAAUGAAUAUGAGCAACAGUGCAGGCUAUUACAAGACCAAGUGGAUGAACUCCAUUCAGAGCUAGAAGAAUAUCGUGCACAGGGCAAAGUGUUCAGGCUCCCCUUGAAAAACUCGCUGUCAGAAGAACUUGACGUUAACAGCGGUGGCAUUGAGCCUGACCAAGGGCUUGCUUCUGAAGAAUGCAAUCCACUGAAUAUGAGCAUUGAGGCUGAGCUGGCCAUCGAACAGAUGAAAGAACAACACCACAGGGACAUGUGUCACCUGAGACUGGAGCUGGAAGAGAAAGUGCACCAUUAUGAAAAGCAGUUGGAUGACACCAGGGUCACCUGUGAGAAGGAGCAGGCGGCCAUGAAGCAAAAGUAUGAGCAUGGAAUGCACACCUUGGAGACACAGAUAAGCGACCUUCGAGGUGAGAUCACAGAUCUCCAAGGGCAGGCGGUGGUACUGAAGGAGGCCCACCACGAGGCGAGCUGCAGGCACGAGGAGGAAAAGAAGCGACUGCGGCUGGUGUUUGAGGAGGAAAAGACUCAGCUUCAGGAGGAGCUGCGGCUGGAGCAUGAGCGGGAGCUCCAGGCCAGGCUGCAGCAGGCCGAGGAACACUUUCAGCAGGAGAGAGAGGGGCUCGCUCAGGCUGCUGCCUGGACCGAAGAGAAGGCGAGGGGCUUGACGCAGGACCUGGAGCAAUCUUACCAGGAGCAGCUGCUGAGCCUGGUAGAGAAGCACGCCCUUGAGAAAGAGCAGCUGAGGAAAGCGCUCUUGGAACAUCACCAAAGGGAACUUCAAGAGGGAAGGGAAAAAAUGGAAACAGAGUGUAAUAGAAGAAUCACUCAGAUAGAAGCCCAGUUUCAGGCUGACUGUGAGAAAGUUACUGAGCGCUGUGAACAAACUCUGCAAAGCCUGGAGGGGCGCUAUCGCCAAGAGCUGAAGGACCUCCUGGACCAGCACCUGGAGGAGAGGUCCCAGUGGGAGUUUGAGAAGGAUGAGCUCACUCAGGAGUGCACAGAAGCCCAGGAGCAGCUGAAGGAGGCGCUCCAGAGGGAGAAGGCAACAGCUCUCAUCCUGAACCAGGAGCGAGAGAUGCUGGAGAAGACAUACAUGGAACGUUUGAGCAGCCUAAGCAUGGAAAGAGAUGGGCUGCUACAAGACCUGGAAGACCUGCGGAAUACUUCUGAGAGCCAGCAUGGCCUCUUGUCUGAUCAGAUCCUUGAGCUGAAGAGAAGUCAGGGGAGAGAGCUGAGGGAGCGAGAGCUACGCCAGACAGGGACUUCUGAGCAGCUAGCCAGCCAGCAGCUUGAAAGGCUACAGGUAGAGCAUGAACGAGAGAGGCAAGAAAUAGUAGGUAAGCUUGCAGCCCUGGAGAGCGCCCACAGAGUGAGCCGUGAGAGAGCCGAUCUAGAGAAGGCUGAGCUGAGUGCAGAAAUCCUCAGGCUUCAGAAUACAGUAAAGGACAUGAAACAGGCAGCAUCUCUUUCGGUAUUUGAGGGUGCUCAUUCUCUGGUAAUGAUGGGGGAGGAGGCAGAAGGAAAUGGAGCCAUGUCCCUGCUUCAGCAAGGGGAGCAGCUGUUGGAAGAAAAUGGUGACGUCCUCAUCAGCCUGCAGAGAGCUCAUGAGCAUGCCGUGAAGGAAAAUGUGAAAAUGGCUACUGAAAUCUCUAGAUUGCAACAGAGGCUGAAACAGUUAGAGCCAGGGUCAGUGAUGUCACCUUGUUUGGAGGAGCAAAUGACUGAGAUUUCUGGAAGUUCCCGGGAACAAGCUGAGCCAUUUGUAUCACAAGUAAAGCAAGGAGAAAGUGCCACCACCAAGCACAUCCUCAGGGACUUAGGAGACCGCGAGGCCCAGGACCUGGGAAGUACAGGGACAAGCUCUGUUCGAAGGCAGGAGGGCAAAACUGAGGAGUUGGAAACUUCGCUGGAGUGCUUUUCUGAGCUCGAAAACAGUGAAGAUGCCAGGACAGAAUCCUGGGACUUGAAGAGCCAGAUCAUUCAACUCCAGGAGCAACUAACAGUCUUACGUGCGGACUGUGAUCGGGCUUCUGAAAGGAAGCAGGACCUACUCUUUGAUAUUUCUGUGCUGAAAAAGAAACUAAAGAUGCUGGAGAGAAUCCCCGAGGCAUCUUCCAGAUAUAAGUUGUUAUACGAGGAUGCCACUAGAGAAAAUGCCUGCCUCCAGGAGGAGUUGAGGCUCAUGGAAACACGCUACGAUGAGUCAAUGGACAGCAACCAAGAGCUCACUACUGAAGUCUUCAGGCUGCAGGAUGAGAUGAAGAAAAUGGAGGAGGUGCUAGAAACGUUCCUUAGCCUGGAGAAGAGUUACGAUGAGGUCAAGAUGGAAAACGAGGAGCUCAGUGCUCUGGUGUUGCGGCUUCAAGGGAAGAUGGAGAAGGUUCUGGAUAGAGCCCCCUUGCACUGUGACAGCUACCCCUUGUGGGAAGCCCCUUCAGAACAGCUGGAGGUCAUCUCUGAUGAAAAGGUGCUUGAACUCCGCCAGGCUGCAGAAGAGUGUACACCCAAGGUCAUGAGCAUGCGCCACAUCCUAGAAGAAUGCAGACAAGAAACAAAAUGCUGUGAACAGGGAAGCACACGGCUCCUGGCCAGAAUAAAAGCACACGAAAUCGCCUGGCUCCACGGGACAAUUCAGACAUGUCAGGAAAAGCCUAGUGUGCAGAAUCAGGUUCUCCUGGAGGAAAGUGCUGCCCUCCUAGGCCGUCAAGACACACAUCUUGACCAUCAGGUCACAAUCGCAGAGUUAGACCUGGAGAAACAGAAGCUACAGGAGCUGACUAGAAAGUUGAGGGAGCGAGUCAGUACAUUAGUUAAGCAAAAAGAUGCACCUUCUCAAGGAGAGAAGGAGGAAGAGCUGAAGGCAAUGAUGCAUGACUUGCAGAUCACAUGCAGUGAGAUGCAACGGAAAGUUGAACUUCUGAGAUAUGAAUCUGAAAAGCUUCAAGAGGAAAAUUCUAUUUUGAGAAAUGAAAUUACUACUUUAAAUGAAGAAGAUACCAUCUCUAACCUGAAAUUAGAGGAAUUAAAUGGAUCUCAGGAAGAAUUGUGGCAGAAAAUAGAAACUGUAGAACAGGAAAAAGCUUCAAUUGAGAAGAUGGUUGAAAAAUUAAAGAAACAGGUUUCAGAUUUAAAAAUCAAAAACCAACAGUUGGAUUCAGAAAAUGCAGAACUCAGCCAAAAGAACUCCCAAAACAAGGAAGAGCUGCAAAAACUUAAUCAACGUCUGGCAGAGAUGCUAUGCCAGAAGGAGGAGCCAGGAACCUGCACCUCUGAGAAAUGGGAACAAGAAAACUUGAGUCUGAAAGAAGAGCUGGAUCGAUGCAAAGUGCAGACUUCCACUUUAGUGGCUUCUCUGGAGGCAGAGCUUUCUGAAGUUAAACUGCAGACUCACAUUGUGGAACAGGAAAACCUCCUUCUCAAAGAAGAGCUGGAGAAACUGAAGCAGCUGCACAGAUGUCCUGAUCUCUCUGACUUCCAGCAAAAAAUGGCUAGCAUUCUAACCUACAACGAACAGCUGCUGAAGGAGAAAGAAGCUCUAAGUGAAGAAUUAAGCAGCUGCGCUGAUAAGUUGGCAAAAUCAAGCCUUUUAGAGAACAAAAUUGCAACAAUGAAGCAGGAACAGAGGACUUGGGAGCAGCAGAGUGAAAGCUUAAAGUCACAGCUGGUGACGUCCCAGGAAAAGGUUCAGAAUUUAGAAGAUGUCCUGCAGAAUGUAAAUCUUCAGAUGUCCCAGAUUCAAUCGGACCUCCAAGUGACCCAGCAGGAGAAGGAGGCUUUAAAACAGGAAGUGAUCUCUUUACGCAGACAGCUUCAGAAUGCUGGUGACAAGGACUGGAUCUCAGAAACAGCCAUCCAUCUCUCAGGGCUCCAUGACCAACAGAAAAGGCUCUCCUGGGACAAGCUGGAUCAUCUCAUGAAUGAGGAGCCACAGCUGCUUUGUGAAGAGAGCAAGAGGCUCCAGACUUUGGUGCAGAGCACCAAAGCAGACCUCACACACUCCCGAGAGAAGGUCCAUCAACUGGAAUCCAACCUUCUUCCCAUCAAACAUCAGAAACAACUCCACCAGUCCUAUACUGUGAAACCCAUAGAACAGGAGAAAAUGACUUUAAAGAGAGAGUGUGAACAGUCUCAGAGAGAACAAUCUCCUACUAGUAGGAAGGUCAGUCAGAUGAGUUCCCUUGAGCGAGAAUUAGAAACACUUCAUUUGGAAAAUGAAGGCCUGAGGGAGAAACAGGUGAGACUGGAUGAGCAGCUAAUGGAGAUGCAGCCCCUGAGGUCCACUGUGAUGCUUAGCCCAUCCUCUCACUGGGAUCUGCAGCUGCUGCAGCAGCAAACCUGCCCGGUGGUGCCCAGGGAACAGUUUCUGCAGCUUCAACAGCAGCUGCUGCAGGCAGAACGGAGAAGCCAGAACCUGCAGGAGGAGCUUGAUAAUAGGACUUCCGAGACCAACACACCACAGGGAAGCCAGGAACACCUUGUAAAUCUCAUGGAAGAGCGAAUGAUAGAGGUUGAACAAAAACUGAGGCUGGUUAAAAGACUUCUUCAAGAGAAAGUGGAUCAGCUCAAAGAACAACUCUGCAAGAAUACAAAAACAGACGCCAUGGUGAAGGAUUUAUAUGUUGAAAACGCCCAAUUGUUGAAAGCUCUGGAAAUGACUGAACAGCGGCAGAAAACAGCAGAGAAGAAAAAUUACCUCCUAGAGGAGAAGAUCGCCAGCCUCAGCACCAUCGUCAGGAACCUGGCACCAGUACCACUGGCUUCUACACCUCCUUUGAGGUCAUAGCCAUACCAAAGGAUGCACUGAUAUUUGUGCACUGACGUUCAUGGAACACUUCCAUCCGUACCCCGAACCCUCUAAAAAACUCUCAGUGGCUUUCACUCAAGCC
Messenger RNA from Phodopus roborovskii (desert hamster), 6713 nucleotides. It is a transcript of the gene Nin, whose product is annotated as ninein. The transcript has 31 exons. Gene Ontology annotation, molecular function: calcium ion binding. Gene Ontology annotation, biological process: microtubule anchoring at centrosome; centrosome-templated microtubule nucleation; centrosome localization. Gene Ontology annotation, cellular component: mitotic spindle pole; centriole; pericentriolar material. The record is from RefSeq and is a predicted model, not a curated record. Lineage: Eukaryota; Metazoa; Chordata; Mammalia; Rodentia; Cricetidae.